Molecule: messenger RNA, 1923 nt
Organism: Solea senegalensis (Senegalese sole)
Lineage: Eukaryota; Metazoa; Chordata; Actinopteri; Pleuronectiformes; Soleidae
Gene: irx2a
Product: iroquois homeobox 2a
Exons: 3
Coding region: 344-1900 (518 amino acids)
Biological process (GO): neuron differentiation; regulation of transcription by RNA polymerase II; cell development
Cellular component (GO): nucleus
Molecular function (GO): RNA polymerase II cis-regulatory region sequence-specific DNA binding; DNA-binding transcription factor activity, RNA polymerase II-specific
Source: RefSeq, a predicted model, not a curated record
UCCAGUUUCCCCCAAUGCUUUCUGUGUGUGUCAGAAACUCCAGUGGCUCCUUCCUUCCUAACUCCUCACUUCAUAGUGCUGCGUACUAAAAACAUCGGACGCUAGGGGAUCAAGACGCAUGCCACAUUGCCUCAAUGUGGGCACUUUAACAGAUCUUUCGGGGUUUGUUUUUUUUCUCCCAGUAAGGGGACCGUGGAGGGAGGACUUCCCAUGACCAUUGUUUGAUGACUGUUUGCACGGCCGAUUACUGAGUUGAUUGUUUAUUAUUUUGGUCACUCUUGUCCGCCGCCCUGCGCGUUUUUUCCUCCCUUUUUGGAAUCGGCGACCUAUAGCGCGCUCACCAAUGUCCUAUCCUCAGGGUUACCUCUACCAGCCCCCGGGCUCGCUGGCUCUUUAUUCGUGUCCGGCUUACGGGGCCUCAGCUCUGGCUGCCCCGCGGAAUGAAGACUUGGCCAGGUCGUCCUCUGGCUCAGCCUUCAGCCCUUAUCCUGGAUCGGCUGCUUUCUCCGCCUCGGCCGGUGCAGGCUUCUCCAGUCCGCUGUCAUAUUCCACGGAUCCGACGACGGGAUUCCCAUCCUACAUGAGCUCUCCAUAUGACGCACACACGACAGGAAUGGCCGGGGCUUUAAGUUACCAUCCGUACGGGAGUCCAGGUUACCCUUACCAGCUCAACGACCCGGCUUACCGCAAAAACGCCACCAGGGACGCCACGGCCACCCUGAAGGCCUGGCUACAGGAGCACAGGAAGAACCCGUACCCGACCAAAGGGGAAAAGAUCAUGCUCGCUAUUAUCACCAAGAUGACCCUGACGCAAGUCUCCACGUGGUUCGCCAACGCCAGGCGGAGGCUGAAGAAGGAGAACAAAAUGACCUGGGCUCCCAGGAAUAAGAGCGAAGACGAGGACGAGGAGGACGGGGACGGAGAGCGGAAGGAAGUGGAACGCUCCGAGAAAAUCCUGGACAACAGCGAGGCGUCGGCGGAGGAUGAAGGUAUCAGCUUGCACGUCGACACUUUGACGGACCACUCCUGCUCGGCAGAGUCUGACGGGGAGAAGGUCAGCUGUCACGUGGGCGAUUUGAGCUCCGACCAAGGCGGCGACAAAUGCGACGAUGACGGCGAGGACCAGAACCACGACCCUGCACGGGUUCAGCUCUCGCCCAAAGCCGUCACGUCGUCGCCUCUGACGGGAGUAGAAGCGCCAGCUCUCGGCCAUCACCACCACCACCUCCACCAUCACAACCACCUCCAUCACCUCCACCAACUCCACAGCCAACGCGAGGAUUUGGCCCGGAGCCUCGUCAACAGCAACAAUAUUAACGCCAGUAAAGCGACUUCAUGCCUUGACAGCAGAGCUCCAUCGGGGGCGCCUCAGAACCCGACAGUAAAGCCCAAAUUGUGGUCGCUGGCGGAGAUUGCUACCUCGGACCAAAAGCAGCAACAUCAGCAACAGCAACCAAAUGGCCCCUCCUCCAGCGGGGGGCUCCUCACUCCCCCUACGCCCUCCACCACCUCCCCGGCUGCCAGCUCCCCCUCCCUCUACCCGACCCCCUCCAUCCUUGCAAGACCUAUUUAUUACACUUCUCCCUUUUAUAGCAAUUACACAAACUAUGGCAACUUCAGCCCCCUGCAGGGCCAAGGGAUCCUGCGCUACACUAAUUCGUCCGGAGUGAGUCUGGCUGCUGCCGCCGCCGCCGCUGCUGCAGCCGCCGCCGCUGCUGCUGCUGCAAACGAGGGUCUCAGCUCCUCGCACCAGGCUCUGGAGGCGAGCACAAACCCCAAACACUGCAGGCCAGACUCACCUCUCGUUAAACAUAACCCAAACCAGAUUAUUGUUGUCGAGCAGCAGCAACAACAACAGCAUUUCAGAGCAGCACAUUUAGAGGCAAAGAAAGGUACGUAAAUGGCGUAAAAUAAGGCAAACAC